GCCAUAACAAUUCCAAAGGAUAACAGGCUUCAGAAAAUUGAAUUCAAAGCCUGCUUUUGUGAGGAUGAAGAAAACCAGUGUCCAGUUGAAUUUGUCAAAAACGGUCCUCUUGGUGAUUUGAUUCGUGAAAUUCGACGUGUCCUCAAAAUAAUGAACACUGAUAAGGUUUAUGGAUACUUCAGACGUGAUGGAGAUGAAGAGAAGAAUUUAGAUCUCAGCCCAAAGCUCAUUCAAACGCCAGUAGACAAAAUUGGUAUCACAAAGGACACACUUAUUCUCGUGGACAUUACUGGCAUUGUGAAUAGUAAGCUGAGUGCUAAGAAAAGCGUUCCACUUGCACCACCAACUGGAAAGAAAUAG
Messenger RNA from Haemonchus placei, 360 nucleotides. The record is from the annotation of a GenBank genome assembly. Lineage: Eukaryota; Metazoa; Nematoda; Chromadorea; Rhabditida; Trichostrongylidae.